This is a messenger RNA of Porites evermanni, 959 nucleotides long. Lineage: Eukaryota; Metazoa; Cnidaria; Anthozoa; Scleractinia; Poritidae. The record is from the annotation of a GenBank genome assembly.
AUGGCUGGGUCAGACAAAUUUACAAACCCUGAAAGUAGGUUAGGCGGUUCUCUCUCUACAUGGGAUGAGGGCCGUCAAAUCAAAAUGUACCCUUCCUUUGCGGGCCUCGAAGUAAAUAUUUUAAGUGCCCCUCCUUUUUGUCCUGAACUUACUGUAACCGAGCUCUUGCUUUAUAAUAAAUGAAGUAAAGACUAGCCUAACCUUUUGGUUUAGUUGAUUUAAAUCUGUCACUUUACUGACUCACUGUGAUUCAAAUUAGAUACAGCUGAUGAUCUUGUAGGUCUUGUAGAUCUCAAAGUGUCUCCCACCAGUAUGAGAAAGACAGCGGAGGUAAGUAGUAUACAAAAUAGCGGUUCCAAGUCGGGUGGAUCAGGUUGGACCGCGUGGAUCCACCGUUGGAUUGACAUCAUCGAUAAAAAUAGGUCAAUACUUAAUGGAACCUGGGUUAUGACUUUAUAAUUGAAAAUAAUAGGUUGUAUUACCUUGCCCGGUCUUGCCCAAACCGUAAGUAAUUCGCCAGUUUUAUAACAUUACGCGCCAGCCUAAACUGCAAGUUGUCAACAACUUUUUUUUUCAAAUUCUGAGGUCUAAAAUCAACCAUGUAGUGCCACGUAGAAGCCUACAUAUCAACUUUGCAUCAGCCUUUCAUUCUUUCCGCAUUUUCUCUAAAAAAGCUUGCUGCUUUCAAUAUGAAAAAGAUAAGUUGUACCUCAAUCGUUCCAUUUUCGUUUCUUAACCUGUCUCAAGUGCUCAUGCAUGAUUUCCGUUACAACUAGAUCGUCUCAAAGUACGGAUCGCGGUCGAAAUUGUUGUUUACCAACACCGACAGCCUUUGUUAUGAUGUGAAGACCGAUGAUUUGUAUCGCGAUUUCCUACAAGACCUGGAAUACUUUGACACGUCAGAAUACCCGCGAGAAAAUUUCCUGCAUAGUGAAAGAAACAAAAAAGUGCUGGAAAAA